AUGCCCCGAAGACGUAGCAGUCGAUCCUCUCCUGUCGGAGUCAAUGUGUCGAUCAUCAUCGAAAAUGCAGUCACGGUAGAAGGACAAGCCACUACGGCCUCGGAUGAGCAGCGCGGCGGCUGGUCAGAUACCCCAUAUAGUGCCGGAGCGUACCCAGAAGAACCUCAGGGAGACGCGUAUGAUGGUCGGGCAGCAUCCAGCGGAUCCGGUCGCGAGUGGUUCGACGGUGGACAGCUCCCGCCUGCGCUAGUCAUAGGGGCAGAUGACAUCGAACCUCCCAAUCAGGUCACGGAGACAAGCCCACAUGGAGUUCCACAGGCCAACGAAGGAUUAACACCCGCUCAGCAAUCCGAGAAGGUGGUCAAAUCCGUCGCUGGUGGAAUAGUUGGCGAGGACAAGAAGGUCGAUGAUUCAUGGAGCCUCUGCGCCGAUGAAGUUUGGAAAUUCGAGGAGCGACAGGUCAACAAAUGGAAGGAGAACAUCAGCAAUCUUCUGCUGUUUGCGGGGUUGUUCUCGACAAUCCUGGCGGCAUUUCUUGCUGCGUUUUAUAUGCUGCUAGGCCCUCAGGCCCCAGACGCGACGACUCAGGUGCUCGUCGUCAUGUCCAUACAGCUCAGCCUUCUCACUGCGGCCGUCGCAAAUCACAACCUCACAAACACACAACAAGCUACUCUCGAUGCUGCAAUAGCGACCACUGCUCCCACAACCACCACUAUUUCCACCGGCGUCCUAUGGUUCAUCGCACUCAUAUUCAGUCUCAGCGCCGCAUCUAUCAGCAUCGCCGUCGGCCAAUGGCUGCAUCAUCACAUCGAUCGAGCCUCUAGCCUGUCACGCCAGAGCGUUCGCAUCUGGUCCCUGCGCCGGCGUGGUCUUCAGAAGUGGCAUGUCCAGGCGAUCAUCGACAGUCUGCCUAUCCUCCUCCAAAUCUCGCUCGCAUCGUUCCUCGUCGGGCUCCUCAAUAUUGUCUGGCGUCUGGACUACGUUGUUGCUAGCAUCUCGACGAUCAUCAUCGCCGCACUACUCCUGCCGACGCUCUUCACCAUCUUCAUGCCGUAUUUCGAUGCCGACUGUCCGUACAAAUCUCGCGCCGCAUGGUGGUGCUUUGUAAUCCUGAAUAGGUUCACCCACAGCCGCUGCGUUGUUAAGUGUGGGAAGAUGCUCUGGAUGCGCAUGUCCAAUAUGGUUGGCGCUACUACGAGGAGGGUGUUAAGUCUUCGUGGGUUUCCUGCAUCCGCUAGAAGUAUGCUGUCAGGCCUGCGCGAGAUUCUCACUCUGAACCAGCUUGUUCGACUCCGCCCAGCCGCCAUGAUUGCGCACAUAGCAAAAAGAGGCCAAUCUUUGACGAAAUCGCUCUUGUACCACAUGCGCAAGCUCCCAUCCGGCGCUGCGCGCACCUUCUCAGUCCUCCUCCAAAUCGUGACGCAUCGGCCCACCAACAUCCAGCGCAGGCUACCAAAGAUUGGUCGCAACUGCGGCAACCGGAUGCGAUGGUAUCCCCGUAUACCUGAGUCAUGGAGCAAAUGGCAUUUGAAUACCCUCGGGGCACGGAACUGGCGAGAAUUCGAGAACGUGCUAGUCCGUGCUGCAAAUACACCAGAGGAGGAGAAGCUGAUGAUGCUGGCGGAGGCGGAUGAAAUGAUUAUGGAUGAUGCAUUCCUUGUCAACGUUGUACAUCCUUGCUUUCAGGAUGGCUCUCUCGAAUCCGCGGUUCCUGCCCUUCUUCGUAUCCUUCGACAUCGAGCUCACAAAGUCAUAGUCGAGCAUCACGCGGGCUGUGGCGUGACAGUACUCAAAUGGCUGACAAGCGAGCAAGAUUCGGCUGCGAUCAUUGCGAUGGCAGACCUCUGUAUUGAUGUCCUUCUGAAAUACGACAGCCCGGGCUCUCGCAACUCCCAUGGACUUGUGGAUCAUCUUCUACAGCUGAUCCGAGCAAUGCCGCUCAUCGAUCCCGCGAGAAUGGUAUGUGACCGUGCGAGAGAUCUCAUACAAUGGGCAGCAACACAUCAGUGGCAGUUGCACGAGGCACACAUAGACGAGCUUGUCAAUGGGGCAGAUGAUAGGCAUAGUUCAUUGAAACCUUUUCUCAACAUACUACUGAAAGAGUUCAAAGAUUUAUCCCCGAAAGCUGAUUCAUCGAACAUCGUCUUGACAAAUUGCACUCUGCAUAUCCUUGAAAAACUAGCUCAAGAGUCCUGGGAAGGAAAUGCAGAACAUCAACUCCUUGUCCUCAAAGUCAUACACGAGGCGUGCCAUACCACUCCUAGUGCUGCAUCAGUCUAUGCCAACCUCCCUCGCCUAUUCCUAUCUCCUACUCUUGCGCUCUCCCAGGAUGCUCUUGACUAUUUUGUAACCAUCAGACUACUUUCAUUACCUAUUCCGACUAAACAUCGAGAGUAUGUCCUUCCGCCUUAUCCCUAUACUGUCCACACCAUGCUCAUCGCGUACUCUGCAGACACCCGGAAACUGCUCACAUUGCUACCACACGCCCGCGAGCGGCUUAGUGCCGAGCGAUUCCUCCAAACCGCAUCGUCAGCAUUACUUCACUCCUCACAGCUCCCGCCUGACGACUUCGAUCGCGUUCAUAGCAAUGUUCGUGGCGUGCUGGACAUCGUUGUUGAUUACUUCAGCUCUUCCGGCAUAAAUGAGGUGGUCCAGCUGAGCAAUUGGAGGUUAAUCUCGGACCUCCUUAGUGCAUGCGUCCGGCUUGCGGAAGCGGAUAUCGCGCGGUCUGCUCACAAUUGUACACUCUUCACGUGGGACAUCUACAAAACGCUGGAGAAGUGUGCAUUGAAAUGCCCCGCCGAGGACCUCUGGCAAGGGGAUGUAGCAUAUGGAAUAAAUGGGAUACGUGAUAUCAUGAACUAUCCCACCAACUCACCUGAGAACCUUUCACCAGCGCCACGAGAUGUCGAUGAAGCAUAG
Postia placenta MAD-698-R-SB12 is the source of this 2922-nucleotide messenger RNA. RefSeq lists its product as hypothetical. Lineage: Eukaryota; Fungi; Basidiomycota; Agaricomycetes; Polyporales; Adustoporiaceae. The transcript is spliced from 5 exons. The record is from RefSeq and is a predicted model, not a curated record. Bases 1 to 2922 code for a protein of 973 amino acids.